AUGGCCAUGAUGAAGGUGGAGGUGAUCUGCCUCGGCCUUCAGUUGGCAAAAAGCCUGAGGCUACGGCUAAAGCUACUGCUAAGCAUCUGGCCGUUGGCGGGAGUCCUUGCCGCGCACGUCGCUCCAGAGCCGCCGCGCGCAGUUCCAGUGGUCCACGUCGGUCCAGAGAAAGUUCCUCGUCGGAUACAGGCUCUUCAGAGCUAUGGGAACCUGAAGCUGACCCAAACAGCAGUGACUCAUCCCCCGAUUCCCCCAGAGCAACCGGCAGAGCAGGUCCAGGAUGAGGACGAGGAGGACAUCGAGGACGAGGAGGACGAGGAGGACGAGGAGGACAUCGAGGACAUCGAGGACAAGGAGGACGAGGAGGACCACAACGAGGAGAACGAGUCGAUCGUUACCCAAACGGACGGUGCCAAGUUCCAGUGCACUCACACUCAGCCAGAAAGCAUCACUUACUUAACCUCACAGACAAGGCCAUCCCCCAGCAUGUGCGCAAAGCUGGGCACCAAAGGGAACGCAUCCACAACCCAGCAUCAGCAGAAGCCAGGCAACAUGGACUUUAUGAACGUCCCGUGA
Messenger RNA from Knipowitschia caucasica, 576 nucleotides. The record is from the annotation of a GenBank genome assembly. NCBI's taxonomy places the organism in Eukaryota, Metazoa, Chordata, Actinopteri, Gobiiformes, Gobiidae.